AAUAUACUGCUCAACUUCUUAACCAAUUUUAUCAUAUUAUUUAAUCAACCAACUAAAACCCCAAAUUGUAUAUUAUUAUCCAGUAAAGAAGUAGCAUGUCUCGUUUAGAGUUGUUCUGUAUCUUCAUCAACAUCUUAUCAGUAGAUAUUUUUCAUACUUGUUCUGGGGAUGUUGGUGCUGCUGCCCCGUAUUCUUCUCCCUAUAUCCCAACCGAGUGCUACUCGGGAGACGCCACGGAGUUCCCGUCAAACAACCUAUUUGCGGCGGCCGGAGAUGGAAUAUGGAACAAUGGGGCAGCUUGUGGGAGGCAAUAUUUGGUACGGUGCAUAAGUGCUCCUGAACCAUUAAGUUGCGCAAUGACUGACGCUAUUCAAGUCAAAAUUGUUGAUUAUGCAAAUUCCGCAGUUUCACAACCUGUGGUUACUCCUGGCACUACUAUGCUCUUAUCUAACAAUGCCUAUGAUAUGCUAGUCAAUUCUUCUUCUUCUACUUCACUUUCCGAUACUAGCAUUAUUAAUAUUGAGUUUCAACAGGUCUGAUGCAUGGCUAAUGUGAGCUUUGGUGUCUGAGUUUACAUGACGGUGGGGGUGUGUUAUAGCCGUGGCGGAUCCUGAGUGAAAAUUAAUAUGGCCAAAUUUCGAAUAUCCAACGACCUCUAAAUUAAUAGUUGAUGAAUCUUAAAUCAUCAUGUUACAAAAAAUUGUAAAUGAUAUUUGGUAAUGUAGGUGAUAAUUAUAUUCACGAUUCAUUUUCUAU
This is a messenger RNA of Beta vulgaris subsp. vulgaris (sugar beet), 756 nucleotides long. Its product is annotated as EG45-like domain containing protein. Lineage: Eukaryota; Viridiplantae; Streptophyta; Magnoliopsida; Caryophyllales; Amaranthaceae. The record is from RefSeq and is a predicted model, not a curated record. The transcript is spliced from 3 exons. The coding region runs from base 96 to 539 and encodes 147 amino acids.